CGGAAGAGCGGCGUUGUCUGCGGAGGGAAACGCCUGUGGGUGCCGACAUGCGAGCGCGACGCCUCGGUUCACUGCGCUUCUUCGGCGGCUUUGUGUGCGGGGCCGCCGCUGCUACCGCUUCGUGCGUCGCCUCCAUGCGGUUCUACUGGCGGCACGUACCGGAUCUGGAGCCCCAUCCAGAUGAGGUACCCCAGAAAGACAUGGGUCGAUACGGCUUCCCUGUGACAGGAGCCGAAAUGCGGUCAUAUGCGAACCAUGUCUUGUCAUACGACCAGGUGAAAAAGACACCAAGAUGGGUAGCAGAGCACCUGUCAAAUGCUAAACUGCAAGGCAGUGCGGAGAGAAAACACUGUAAGUUCAGGCCAGACCCCGGCGUGCCAGAACUCUUCACGGCACACAACGAGGACUACUUAGGGAGCGGCUGGUCCAGGGGUCACAUGGCACCGGCUGGAGACAACAAAUUCUCUGAGCAGGCGAUGGCUGAAACCUUUUACCUUUCAAAUAUAGUGCCCCAGAAUUAUGAGAAUAAUGCUGGUUUCUGGAACAGGCUUGAAAUGUACUGCAGGAACCUAACGGAAAAAUUUGAAGAUGUCUGGGUUAUUUCAGGACCACUGACGCUGCCAGAAGUGGGAGCUGAUGGGAAAAAAACGAUCUCGUACAAGCUAAUCGGUAAACGUGAUGUGGCUGUCCCCACCCACCUCUACAAAGUCGUCCUGGCCCAGAGGUCACUGUCAUCGCCGAAACUGGCUCUGGGGGCAUUUGUCGUCCCAAACCAGCCUAUUGGGUACGACCACCCUCUGACUGAGUUCCAAGUGAGUCUCAUGGACAUGGAGAAGUUGACCGGGCUCAGGUUCUUCCCCAAGGUGGACCCAGUGGGUCUCCAGAACCUAUGCGAGGUGGACUCCUGUAGGCUCCUGGACUUCAAGGAGUUCACGCUGUACAUCACGGGCCACAAGGUGAAGGGCGCCAACACCACGGCGAAGCUGGAGAAGUCCAUGUCUGACAUGAAGAAAUUGGGCAUCACCCCGGACGACUAUCUGCUCAAGCUCUACCAGCAGAAGAGGGAGGAGCUUCAGGCCAAGGAAGCUGCUCAAGGCAGAAAGACAUAAUCUGGAGAGCAUUUGAUCAUCCUAAGUCCACUCGGGUACACAUCUGAAGAUCUUAAUGUUUGAGAAUAGCCAUGUGUGCCUGUUUUGAGGUUUAAAAUCGUUCUGAAGUUUUUGCUUUAGGGUUGGAGGUUGAUUUGUUAUUCUGAUAGUUACACUGCCUGCCAUGGGGUUUGAACCCAUGACCAUCUGGACAUGGGAACUGACCCCUAAUAUGCUGAGUUUGGGGAUUUGAAUGUCUCCUUCGUCUAUUCUGGUUUACUCCCUUUGUCCAGAAGCAUAAGAUUGGGUGAAUGGUGAUACUAAACAUGUCAUAGUCAGUAAUUCUUGUCCUACAGUGAACUGGUGUCCUGGUCAGGCUGUCCAUUGCCUUGAAUCCUUUGGGUUUUGGGAUUGGCUUCUGUCCAUCCAUAUGCUGGAUGGAACGUCUAUGGAAUAAUUAACAUAUUAAUUCUAGAAAUAUCUGCCAUGCCCAUCAUACGGUUAUUUAAACAUCACCUCUUUCCACCACACUUCUAAAUUCCGGUUUUAAUUUUUAAAUUUCUCAACAUCAUGAGGGGAAAUUUAAUAAUGUAGCUGUAUUUUUAAGUGGUUUCUGUGUCUUACACUGAAAAUGCACUUCUGUAAGGAUUUUAAAAAAAUAAAUUACAAACCUGCCCCUAAGUAAACACAUCAGUUUAUUUUCAUGCAUUUUUGCGCUUCAUCAAUCUUUUCCUAAAAAAUAAAAGCCAUUUUUUUCUCUA
Molecule: messenger RNA, 1849 nt
Organism: Brienomyrus brachyistius
Lineage: Eukaryota; Metazoa; Chordata; Actinopteri; Osteoglossiformes; Mormyridae
Product: nuclease EXOG, mitochondrial-like
Exons: 6
Coding region: 48-1109 (353 amino acids)
Biological process (GO): apoptotic DNA fragmentation
Cellular component (GO): nucleus; mitochondrial inner membrane
Molecular function (GO): single-stranded DNA endonuclease activity; metal ion binding; 5'-3' exonuclease activity
Source: RefSeq, a predicted model, not a curated record